Mytilus trossulus (common blue mussel) is the source of this 7949-nucleotide messenger RNA. RefSeq lists its product as uncharacterized. The coding region runs from base 80 to 5587 and encodes 1835 amino acids. The transcript has 28 exons. The record is from RefSeq and is a predicted model, not a curated record. NCBI's taxonomy places the organism in Eukaryota, Metazoa, Mollusca, Bivalvia, Mytilida, Mytilidae.
UGAAGCUAGUGAUUACAACGCAUUCAAUAGUGCCAAGAGAGAGAGAGGAAUAUAUUUCAUUUAAUUUUACGAAACAAAUAUGAACAAUCAAACAAUUUAUUUUUAUUGGAUUUCUUUAAUAUUUUCCAUUUUGUGUUUUCUUUCUAAAGGAGAAGUGCUUAAAAGACCUGUUGGAGUGAGACUUCCAUGUAGUAAUGGUAUCCUAGACCAGUUUGGUACCUGUUCAUGUCUCCCAUGUUGGACAGGAGACAAUUGUGACGUUCAAGUUAAUAAUUAUGCACCAGAGUUUACUCAAUAUACUUAUGAAGUUAGUAUUAAUUCUCUCGAAAAUGACGAUAUAACAUUAUUUAGACCGGAAGUGAUAGAUAAAGAUCGAAUCGACACUUGCGGUGAUAAUAAUGAACAAAACUGUCCCUGCGCAGACCUUUUCUUUUCAAUAAAAAACGAAAACGAUGGACUCUUUACUAUCAAUCCAGAAGAUGGAAGUAUAUCACUAAGUAAGGGUUCAACAUUACAAAAUGGACAAGACUAUAGACUUGACCUGUCUGUGCGAAAUGUGUUGGAUAGAGGAGAUACUAAAACAGGAAAGGCUAUUGUUAUAUUAAGGACGAACAAAGAUUGGUGGGCUGACCCAAUAAAUAGUCUCGGAGAACCAAGAAACAAUGGUUAUUCCCAUCACAUUGUUAAGAGAGCUACGACUGCAGCACCACAGAAUGUUACCUUUGUAUUGGCUAAGGUGUCACCCUAUGAUACGACGACAGACUUAUAUAUCGGAAGUCGGGUCAAAUUUCGACUAGACAUUUCCUUUCCGGUAGCGCCAACAGACAUGUUGGUUGAGCUGUUUACCCCUGACAAUGACACCACAGUGAUGAUUUUAUGUGACAUAGUGGUAACGAAGGGCAGCGGACUCUCUAUUACUGGUUCAACGGAUGUUACCAUGGAGUCAAAAACCCCGGGCUCAGUACUGCAUGAUAGGGCAAUAAUAAACCUUGGAACUGUAACAGUCAACAACUGUGAUAACGCUGCUGAAUGCACAUUAGUUAUUACGUAUGAAGCUGUCAUGGUGGAUGAUACGGUACAGAACGGAAGUAUUUACUGGGUCAGCGCAGGCGCAGAAUACAACAAUGCCAAUGAAGUUUGGGUCGGACAGGCGUCAUUUGCCACAAUAACUGAUAUACUGGCUAUAACCGAAACACCGACAUUUAAUUUUACUGGUCCGCCAACUUUUCCUAUUGGAUCAGCAGCCAUGUUUGAAGUUGAAAUGUACUUACCUUAUCCAUCAACGGCAUUGAAAUUUGAUUCAUUUUCACCUUUGAAUGCUUCUUCAGUUGUUAGUAUAUGUUCAGCAAAAGUUAAAAGCAUUGGUGAUAAUUUUAAGUGCGGUCUUGAUGAGUCAGCGAUCAGCAAAACUAUGUAUCAGGAUGGUAACGGACUAGGAAAUAACAUUGGUCAUCUUGACAUCGGUACUAUUAUUAAUAAAGCAUCACGAGACGCAUCUCAAGACACAGUAAACAGCACAAUUGUAGUUGAGUUUGUUGCCCACAUGUACAAAGAUGUUUCAUUUGUCGGACAAGAUUAUUGGAUGGGAGCAGCAUUUGAAAUGGGAUCAACUCAAAUUUGGGCUGCACAGCUCAAAUUUACUGGAGCCGUUGCAAUCGAUCCUUCUGGAAUGAGUGUACCAGGUCUAACUGCAGUCUAUUCACCUGAAGUUAAUGUUGACGAACCAAAGGUUUUUUACCUAGAUAUGCUUGUACCGGAGGGUUCAACUUCUACAUAUACUUUAACUGUCCAGACACCUAUCGACAACAACUUGCCAAAGUUUCAGCUAUGUAAAAUUUCCUUAAAACGAGUUGGUGGUAAUAUGCCUUGUGUCAUCCCAGAUGAUAGCACAGUUUCGUAUGAGUCGACAGUUGCAGCAACUCAUGCCGAUAAAGGGACAUUAAGUCUAGGAAGCAUUUCUGAUUUACCAAUAUCACCCGGAAAUGCAACAGAAAAUACUAUUACAUUCGAAAUUAUAGUGACACCACUUCAACAUACAGCUAUACAACCAAGUUCUCCUCAUGAUGUAACCAUGACAAUCACCUAUGGUUCAGGAGCUACUGUCAGUUAUACAUCUACAUUUACUGUGCAGAGUACAACCGCAGCCGCUGAUAUAUCGAACACAACAGUUCCUUCCUUCAACAUGACGUAUGCAGAUGGUAAAGAGGAAGUUAACGUCGGCGCUGCUACGAAGGUUUACUAUGACAUCACAACAAACAGAGACGUUACCUACCCCCAAAUGAAUAUCGAGGCAAUUAUGCCACUAGGAAAUACGACUGCUAAACUGUCGAUAUGUAGAGCAAGAAUGACAAGUGUUGGUAAAAACUUACCAUGUGUUGCCCCAGAGUGGAUUAACACACUAUUUACCUAUUCAUCCAGAUUUAGUGAUGGCCGAAAUGACAGAGCGAUACUGAACAUCCCAAAAGUUUGCAACAAAGAGGAUGUUAACAAUGCAGAUGAAGAUCUGAUGAGAUUGGAGCUUGAUAUUAAAGUUGAUGAUCACGAAGGUUUAGUAGAUGGAGCAAAAGAAUGGAUUAGUGCUGGAAAUAUGUAUAGCACCACUAAAAUAUGGGUUGGUCAGCUGGCUAUUAUUCUUAAGACACCAGCGACUAUUUCUCCAACUACUGCACCAUACAUUAGCAUGAACAGAAACUCAUCAUUUACAACUGUUCCCAUUGGUAUGCCAAUCAUUUACAGCCUUCUGAUAAAAGUACAUCCAGGUGAAAGUAUAGAUCUGAAAAUCGAUGCAGAGUCAACAACCCCAGGACUUAGUAUUUGUGGCCUUCGCUUAAAAGAAGUUGGAGACAAUUUUCCAUGCGUAAAAACUACCAUAGAACCAACAUACACAGCAUUCAGCAAUAAUGUUGGAAAUACACAGGCCAGUUUGAAUAUGAGCAUUGUCACAAAUACAGGAACAACGACAGUUGCAUCUAAUGAUUACUUUGACAGCAAUGCUUUGAUAUUUGAAGUUAUAGUAAAGUUAUCCAGUGAAACCACAUUAGUGCCCGAUACCACUGUAUUCCCCUUCAAGGUCGAUGUUACAACCAGUACCGGUGGGGUUGCCACAUCUUUAAGUGACAAUGUACAGGCAACUUAUAAUACAUCAGGAUUUGACUCGGCUGUUACCCAGAGUGGUAGUUUUGCCUUUUCCGUUGGUGAAAUAUCCGGAAAUGAUACGGACGAUUCAGUGGCAAAGGGAGAAGGGAAACGAUUUAUUGUCGAUCUUACUCUGCCUGAAACUAAUACACAAAAGAUAACUGUCAGUUUCAUCACUCCUGUGCAGAUUUCAGGCCAGAUUGAAAUCUGUGACGCUGCAGUCAUUGCUGUUGGUUCCCACUUUCCCUGUAUAGAUAAAACAAGGCUGUUCCCGACAUUUCAGAGCAGAACUGGGUCGUUGUACAAUGACAUUGUUACAAUAGAUCUAGGCUAUGUUUGUAGUUCUGCAGUUAAUGUUGGAGUGGACAGUCACAAUAAGAUUCAGAUUGAAGCAGUUGCGCGAGUUUUGCCUGACGCUUUAUUGAAUGACGGAGAUGUAGUUUUUUUCCAUGUGACUGUCAACACAAACGAUGCACUGAUAUAUGUUGCUCAAAUGAAUCUCACGAUCACAGAUACUUUCGUAGAAAAACAGUCGCCAACAUUGUUUAACAAUGAUACGAUAUUAAUGAUUAACACAACAUCGCCGACAACAAUGACGGUAGGAGAAGUGGUAACAUUUCCGUUAGUGAUGAAUAUCCCGGCAAUGUCAGUUUCCAAUGUAAUCGUAGAUGUUAGUUUACCAAUCAAUGGCACAGCAGUUGCAAUUGUUAAAGACAUAAGGCUUAUUUCUGCUGGGAAGAAUAUAAAGUGUUUGUACGAGAAUACAACGAAGAAUGUUGCAUUCCACCCUGUUUACAAUUCUUCAUUAGAUAAUUGUCAAAAUGACAAAGGAUAUAUUGAUUUCGGCAUUGUUACAAAUGCAGGUUUGUCAUACAGGAGAGAAAACGCAGAAUCCAAUGACAACGCUGUGAAUGUCGAGGUUGAUAUCAUACUUAGUGACAAUGAAAUCACUGACAAUGGAGCAGGAUUGAAAUUUAGUUUUGGUGCCAAACUUGGAAGCUAUAUUUUUAUAGUUGAUCAUGACAUUACAGUGUCACGAACAGGGUUAGAAUAUCCAAUUCUUAAAGUGGACGCAGUUGUGAAUGAAACGUUGUCAUCUAGCACAAAUAUUGUUGUGGAAGCUACCUUACAACACGAUGAGAACUCCACUGCGUUAGCUACUAAUGCUAGUGUCUUGUUUUACAUUCCUCCAUAUAUGGUACACACCAAUGUAGUGGUCAAUACAUCGACAUACACAACAAAUUACGAAAAUGGAAUUGUUAUAAUUGAGUUUGACAACGUGUUAUUAUGUGACGUCAUCAGUAUAAGUCUUACGUUAGCAUCAAAUACAUCUAUGACGGUACCUGAAGAUGUGACAACUGAUAGGACUGUUGUAUCAUACCAAGCCGGUACAUACAUGUUUCCUAGAGCAGGAAGUUCAUUUACAGCAGACGAUUUCUUUACAACAGAAUUACAACAAGUCAACUUUACUAUAAGUGUUAUUAGAGCUGAUGUAUGUGAUGGCUCCCUUGGAAUGGAGGACGGAAGAAUAGACGAUUGUCAGAUAUUGUCGUCGGUAGAAGAUGAUCCUGCUAGACCAUCUUUCCAUGGCAGAGUAAAUGGAACAUCUGCAUGGAGCCCAUUUAAAAGAGGGAAACUGUUCGACAACUUAAGAUUUUUUCAAGUAUACUUCGGAAAUAAAACAAAAGUUACAAAGAUCCUUGUGCAACAUAAAAGUGGGUUUACACACUAUCCUACUAAACUGACACUAACUUACAGUGAUGAUGGAUUCGCCUGGCAAAAUGGAGAAAUUGUGUCUAUUGUCGUGCCAUUUAGUGAGACUAUAGUUUAUCCAACACGUUUGGUAGACGCUGUAUAUAUACGAAUAUAUAUAACCGAGGACAAUUCAAAUGGAGUCGCACCUGAUUUAGCUGUUAAAUUUGGUUUGUUUGGUUGUCACGUUACUUCCGACGCUCCAACAGAUAUAUGUUCUAUGGCUCCAAAACGAAGCCAUCCUACAGAUUUUUAUGAAAGAAGCUUUGGUGUAGGAAAUGGCAAAGUCAUUGUAUGUGAUGUUAAUCCAAAAGUGAAGAAUUCACCGUCAAUGUGUCAUUCCUCUACAACGGGAUCAGAAUGGACACGAUUAAGCAGCAUACUUGCAAGUGUAAUUGGAUAUGAUUCGGAAGACAACAAAUGGUUUGGGUAUGGUAUCGAUAAAUCAACAACUGUAGUGAGUCUUGAUGGUGGUCAAACAUGGCAAUCUGCAUCACGUGAAACAUAUCUUACCUCCAGAGACAAAACAUCAUUCCAGUUUACUAAACGUGUGCCAUGGUUAACUACAAAUUUAGAUAACCCAUCAACACCUCAUUCCGACUAUCAAAUCUCAGGUUGGGGAGCCACAUAUAAUGGUAUGAUGCAAGGUUCUUCUGGGAGUUGGACAGGAAAACUUGAAUGGGAGCAAUGUUGUGUAUAGAUAACUAGAAUCAACUAUAUCAAUUCAGGAAAAAAAACUUUUGUGUGAUAGAUAACGAUACUGCUGAAAUGUUUAAGAAAUGUAUAAUAAUUUCCUUGUUAGGCGAGUCCCCGUCGUUAUUGGCAAUUUAAGUAUUUUCAAUAAUAGGAUAUACAUAUGGAUAUGGCAGCUGGUAGCUUUUAGGUAAUUUGCAGUUACCUUAAAAAGUUUUAAAAGUAAACAAUGCAUUGUAGUACUAAACGGGGCGAAACACGAAAACGAGAUCAAAUACUUUUAGAUAACAUUAAUCUACUGUUGAUGACAGAUUUAAAUAUUAAAAGGAAAAUCAUUAAUUGUUAGUUUAUAAAUAGAUUUGAUUUAAUUGGUCACUUCAUAUAUAUCAUCAAAACAUUAUACACAUUUAUGCAAAUUAACUAUCAUUUCAUCAAUUAAGUAAAUGUAACCUUAAAAAUAUUUGCGCCCAAUUUCUAUCAGAAGGAGAAAACGAAUGCAUUCUCCUGUAACGCAUUUACGAUAACUAAUACUAUUGUUUAUCUCUUUUAAAAACGUUUAUGACAAAUUCUUAAAAUAAUUUACAGUAUUCUUACAACGAUUCAUUUUAAUGAAUCAGCAUUUGUUAUGAUUUUAUUUUCUUUCUUUAGUUUUUUUUUAAUUCUCUAAUGUAGAUCACAAAUUAAUAAUUUAUGUUCCCAUAUAGCAUCUAAUUAUUUCGGUAUAUUUGAUGGUACAUGACGGAAAAGGAUGCAGUUUUUACCGACGGUGUAGCACAAACGUUCAUUAAAAUUGAACGUCGCCCAAAUUGUAAGUGCUAAUAACGUUACGUUUGUAUAUUAAAUAACCCUUUUAAUUGAUUUGAGAAUAUCAGAUGAAAAGAUAUGGUGACCGUCCGGGGUUUUUUCUCGGCUAAAAUACAGAAUAACAAGAUGUUAUGUAGAUUCCUUCAGAAAAUACACUAUUUGAAAGUUACCACCCCUUAUAAUACCAAUUUAAAAACAUUAGAAGAAAAAUAAUUUACGCUUAUAAAGAAAUCAUUAUUUAUAAGUUUAAAUCUUAUAAAUUGGUUCUUUUAAAUGAAAAGUUAAAUUUAUAGUUAACUGCAUCCGCAUCAAAUUUGGCUAAUUUGUUAUGUUUAAUCUAAGAUGGCGAAAGACACAAAUACCACCUUAAAGAUAACCCAUACAAACGACGCUAAUCGAAUGAAAUUAUAAAAUACAACCUCGUUAUAUUUUAAAUUUAUUCGUGUUCACUUCAAAUGCGAUGGUAUCAUUAUUUGAAAUGAUAUUGGAUGCAAUAAUCAAAGUCAAAUGUCGUCAAAUUGUUUUUAUUGCUACGAUUACGUUAAAUUAAUCGAAUUCUAUAUUACUACCCGUUAUGACUACAAAGUUGUUUUUAUUCAUCUGCUUCGUGUGAAUAUUGGUUCUUCUCAAAUAUCAAAUAUCAAUUAUUAUCAAUUUCAUCAUUCAAAACAAAAAGAUAUAAAAUAAUUUGCAUAGUGCUCUGUGUCUCUUUUUGUAGUAAGGAAAGAGGUGAAUUUUUGACAUUUAAUGAAUAUAUGCUAAAGAAAACAGUCAUUGUUCAAAGAAAUUGUUUUACAUGAAAAUUAUGCAAUUGUAUGAUCAAAAUAUCUGGGUAAUAUUAAAUACAUUGCGUCACAUUAUUCUUUAUUUACUCUCCAAGCAAAAGUAUCUAUAAUCAAAUUUCCAUAUGAAAGGACGUUCUAAAUAAUUCACGACAUUUUGUCAAUUGAUAACGGUUUUAUCCGCCAUACUUUUGUGUAAUAUCAGUUUAAAGAUAUUAAGUAAAAAAAGAGAAAACACCCCGUCAGUUAAACAGGCUUUCUAACAAACUAACAAAGUUUAAAAGGGCAAAUGAGACCCCAAAAAAACUAAAGGAUCUAGAAUGCUAAGCAGAACCUGAUCCACAUGUUGCAACCUUCAGUUUUUCAUUUUAAGUACAAAACAUGUGAUAAAGUACUGUCCAAGGAGAUGAGGAAAAUCUUAUGGUUACGUCAAUUGAACAUAUCCUUGGCAUCUGAGACACAGAUAUUUCAUAACGGUUAUCAAACUCGUGACGGCGCUAGUACAAUUUUAAAGUGAAUAACUCCAACUUUUAAAAGUUUUAUUUUAGUCCGCGUCCACAAGUAAUAAAAUAUGGGGUUGAAAAGUCAUAUUUUUAACAUGUAUAUCUAUCAUGUCUAUCCCGUGCCAUUUUUAUUUCAUGUAUGAACCUUUCUGUGUGAAACCUUGUUUUUUUAUAAAUUGAAUAGCUAAAGCCUGUGAUGUAAAUAUUACACUUUGAAACCAGAAUCAUUACAAUAUUACUGUUAAUAGCAUUUGUUGAAUAAAAAGAAUUUUCUGUUUUA